This is a messenger RNA of Sipha flava (yellow sugarcane aphid), 785 nucleotides long. RefSeq lists its product as uncharacterized. The record is from RefSeq and is a predicted model, not a curated record. The annotation marks the transcript as partial. NCBI's taxonomy places the organism in Eukaryota, Metazoa, Arthropoda, Insecta, Hemiptera, Aphididae. The transcript has a single exon.
ACGAUCGUAAUCCGUACCAAGUCGGCCGGUGGUGACGCGCACGACAUGUCGAAUGGUGGUGACGGUGCAGCUGGUGCAGUUUGCGCGUACCGGACCGUGUCGUCGUCGCCGGCAACUGCUACGGCGGUGCUGGCCGUGUGGACGACGGCGUUCGUGCUGGCCGCGGUCGUAGGCGGCGGCGCCCAAGCGUUCACGACCAGCAGCCUGUCGACGGCCGGCGGUGGCCUGGCCGCGGCGGCCGCGGCUGCGAGUCGGAUGGCGCCGUGCGCGCAUCUGGGCGACGAAACCAACGACGUGUCAGCCCGGGCGUACGCUUCCGACGUGGUGUUCGAGGGCAAGGUGCGGUCGAAAGGGCCCGUGCGGCCGGGCAGCGGCACGUACGGCGUCACGUUCGUCGUGCAGCACGUGCACAAGGACGCCAUGCAAGCGGUCACGUACGAGGGACUGCGGGCCGGCAGCCCGGUGCGGUUGUACUUUCGCGAGAAACGCAGCGAUCGCGACCCGCAGCGCAGGCCACCGCGCAGGACGGACGCGCAGUGCGUGCAGCGGUUCGCGCCGGCCGCCGGUGGCCAGACCGUCGAGGCGAACAUCAAACGCGGCGCCAAGUACCUAGUGUUCGUGGCCGGCGUGGGGCCGCACAACCUGUCCGUGCUGGGCGAGCCCGUGCUCCGGACCCCCAAGAACGUGGAAGCCGUGCGCAAGGUGCUGUGCAGGAACUGCAGUGAGUACCCCAUUAAGCAUUCUAUCCGUUUUAACCGGUCUCCCGGGCGACCAUGGUAACACAU